AUGGAUUAGCCCGCUCUUUUUCUAGUUGAAGCAGAUGAAAAACUUCAAUCUAAAUUUAAUUCUCUACCUAACGAUUAAAUGACUUACAACUUACUUUCUUCAUUCAUAGUUGGGUAUAUCUUCGCAUUGAGACCAAAUAAAGAUUUAGAUGAUUUUGACUUUAUCCUCAACACUAUCACUAAUUUAUUAGAAGUAAAAUAAAAUAAGAAGUUGACCUUUUCAUAGUUCAUUCUCGUUAUGGAAUAAAUAAUUAUCAAGCAUUCUUAAAAUAUAUAGGAAAUAGUCAUAUAAGAAUCAAAUAAAUUUUGUGAAGCACAAUAGAGCAAAAAAAGUCCGAUUUAAAUAGGCUCAUUUUAAGAGGAAAUAGAAAAGGUUUAAUAAUUUUUUGCUGAAGAUAAAGAUUUGUACAAUAAUAAUAAUAAUAGUAAUAACGGCAACAAUAACUCUCAAGUACCUCUGUCUGACCAAUAUAAAUUUGAUUAGCAGAACUCUGAAGUUGAUUCAUAAUAAUUUGUAGUUAAGAGGGUUGAUUAAAGGAGACUAAGCCUGAUUUCAAGGAUAUACCAAAAGUAAAUGCAAGAAAUUAAAGAAGAAACUGAUGACGAACUCGGUUUACUUAACGAAGUGAGUAGUCAAUCAUAAAAAGAGUUUAGUAAUUAUAAAAUUGGAAAUUGUGAUAUCUGCUAACAAGAUAUUAAAUUAAAUUAAUACUAGCCUCUUAGUUGUCUACACAAUUUCCAUAGAGACUGCUUGGCAGAUAAAAUCAUUAAUCAAUUUGAAAUAGAAAAAUAUAACACAAUCAGAUGCUAUGUCGGAACUUGCAACAAGGAAAUUAGCGAUUAAGAAAUUCAAGAAACUUUGCCAUAAAAUAAAUUUUAAAGCUACUUAGAUUUUAAAUUCGAUGAAUUCCGUGUUGAAAAUAAUAUUAUUUAUUGCCCUUCUUAAGAUUGUAAUAUGCGAUAUUUAAAAGAAGAUGGUGAUGUUAUGUUUUCUUGUAGUUGCUGUAAAUAGUCCUAUUGUCUUAACUGCAAAUGCAAAUGGCAUCCAAACCUUUCUUGUGCUUAAUAUUAAAACAUUCACUCAAAAUAUCAAGAAACAGAUACAGUAAAAAAUUAAAUAUUAUCAUUUUAUUAUAAUAAGCAAAAUUAUACGAAAUUUCAUAUUAUUAAAAGGAUUGUAAAAUACCUUUUAAAACAAUAAAAAUGCAAAGAUAGAAAAUAUAUAUCCUUUAUUUAUUAAUUUAAGUUAGUUUAAACAUUUAAAUUUGUAUAUUUAAUAAAUAAACUAUAAUUAUAUUAAAGAAAAAUUUAUAAAAUAGUUAAGCAAUAUGAUCAGCUACUAGAGCUACUGCCAUUUGCAUUCUUAAAUUGA
This is a messenger RNA of Tetrahymena thermophila SB210, 1371 nucleotides long. Its product is annotated as Ibr domain protein. The record is from RefSeq and is a predicted model, not a curated record. Gene Ontology annotation, cellular component: ubiquitin ligase complex; cytoplasm. Gene Ontology annotation, molecular function: ubiquitin conjugating enzyme binding; zinc ion binding; ubiquitin protein ligase activity. The transcript has 5 exons. Gene Ontology annotation, biological process: positive regulation of proteasomal ubiquitin-dependent protein catabolic process; protein polyubiquitination; ubiquitin-dependent protein catabolic process. Lineage: Eukaryota; Ciliophora; Oligohymenophorea; Hymenostomatida; Tetrahymenidae.